Messenger RNA from Adineta ricciae, 1617 nucleotides. The record is from the annotation of a GenBank genome assembly. Lineage: Eukaryota; Metazoa; Rotifera; Eurotatoria; Adinetida; Adinetidae.
AUGAGAGGUCACGAAAAGGCAAACCGAUCAAGAAGUUCUGAAGCACGCACUUCCUCGAACAGGUGUCGAAUCAUGUUGAACGUUUUUAAAUAUCCGGCGAUAAAUCAUCUUGUUCUUCUCUUCCUUCUUUUAGUGUUUAUCAACAAAAGUUUUACAUAUUCUGUGACAGGCUCUGUUUAUCAACAAAAGUUUUACAUAUUCUGUGACAGACUCGUAAAACCCAACAUCGCACUUGAGUGUGUGAAAAUGAACGUCUUCAUCCGACGCAGUCGAGUUCUUAUCGUUGUUUUAUUGCUUAUCACCGUUUUGCUUUAUUUUUAUUGGAAAUCGAAUCUAUCAAUUCGUUCACUGACGAACAAACCAAGAGCAACACUGACAUUUUGGGCAAGUAAUUUACAUCAUGGGUGUCGCGUUGACACAGCCACACUGCUUCAAGGUCUCAAUCAAGAAAUAGUCAUCGCAGAUCAUUUCCAAAGAAAUAAUUAUUAUCGUUCAGCACUCACUCGUCCUCACAUCUUGUUUGCUGGUGAUCAACGUGCACUCGCACCUUUUCUGCGUUCUCACAUAACUCACAGUGAUUCACUUGCAGAAAAAGAUAUACAAGACUUUUUCAAUUAUUAUCACAAAGAUCCUCUGAUGCUUCGUGUGAAUGCAUUUUUUUGUUCAUUUCCAUCCUCGAUGUGUGAGAUCUACAUGCCUUUCAAUCGAACGAUUAUUUGGCUACCAGCACAUCGAUUCACUCUCGGCCGAUGUUCACGAGCAGAAAUUGAUCGACUCAUUCUACACAUGCAACAAUCUGUUCGACCUGAACAACAACAACCAAAACAUUUCAUUGCAGCCGGUGGUCGUUAUGAUCAAGAAUACAUCAAAUACUAUACAGGCUUAGAUUCAAUUCUGUUACCAGUCAAUUCACUCUGGUACGCAUUUAAUGUAACAAAGUUCACUCAAGCGAGGCCAGAAAUCUUGCUCGGACCCUUACAGAAAGCUGGACAUCCUUUUAUUAUCAAUAUGACUGCAGCUGCUCAAGCCCUUAACUCAUCAUUUCGAUUCGCAACAGCUAAAAGUCUCUAUAAACAUUACCAACUACAACAAAUUACAGAUCAUCGUGCUGUUGUUCUCUUACCUUAUGCUGUGCUCAGUUAUGGCAUCACAGAAUUGUAUGCAUUAGGAGUGCCAAUCUUCAUUCCAUCGAUUGACUUCAUUGUUAAACUCAAGGUUGUUUCUGAUCGAACAUUGAUUGAUCCAUUUUAUUGUGGGCGCAAAAUGAAGUUCACAGACAUGCCAAAGCAACAUCCGAAAUCUAAUCAUCCAUACUCACCGGAAGAUGUUCAAUCACCCGAAGCUAUCGCCUAUUGGCUACAAUUUGCAGACUAUUAUCAACUGCCACAUAUUCAGACAUUCUCAUCGUGGAUCGAUUUGAUCGAUAAACUAUCGAAAACUGACUUCAAGAUGGUUCAUGAGAAGAUGUACCAGGAAAAUUUGAGAAGAAAAGCAGAUUUGACAAUGAAAUGGGAGUCACUCUUUGCCCAGAUUGAUCCGAAUCAGAGAAUCAUUCCUGGAGACUAUGCUACAGCAAUUAAACAGCUGUGGAAUACUUCACAGUUACAAGUAUUUUAA